AUGAAAUAUGCCUCGCUUUUCAAAUUCGGAAUAAAUUUCGUGUCACCUGCUGCACCGCCGGAAGGAGUGCGACCGAUUUCGCCUCUCGCUCCGUCGGGCGCGCUCCUUUUGUUAGAGGCCCGGUGGCCAUUCCGCCGCGGCUUCGUGGACACGUCCGCCGAAUUCCUCUUUAGCUGCACUCAGGACUCAGGGGCGUCGAUAUUGGCGCUAAUCAGGCUCUUCCAAACUUACGGGUACACAGCACGUACCUCAGGAGCUCUCGGGAUCGAACCCGCGCCCGGCUCGGCGCCAAUCAACUGCGCACCGCGUGAGCAACGCACCACGUAUUCUAAUUUCGACUUCUACUUGCGCCGGGCCGAUUUAAGGACAGGGAAAGGGUCUCGCUUUGCUCGAAUUUCGACCUUCGGCUCCACCAUUACCUCUAUGUACGCACAAUUGCAGGCGUGCGCUAUGGCCCGCUGCCGAUUGGCCACUGCGCAGCCAAUCGCGGUCACGGGA
This is a messenger RNA of Iphiclides podalirius (scarce swallowtail), 498 nucleotides long. Lineage: Eukaryota; Metazoa; Arthropoda; Insecta; Lepidoptera; Papilionidae. The record is from the annotation of a GenBank genome assembly.